This is a messenger RNA of Cuscuta campestris, 1791 nucleotides long. The record is from the annotation of a GenBank genome assembly. Lineage: Eukaryota; Viridiplantae; Streptophyta; Magnoliopsida; Solanales; Convolvulaceae.
UCUGUAUACCCCCUUCUGUUCCGACCCACUUCCCCUUCCCCUUCUCCGAUCUUCUUCUUCCUCAGCUCUUAUUCGCCACUGUCACUCCAAUCCCCAAACCCUAACCCCAAAUCUCCCAACUACGCCGAUCUAUUUCUCUGUUUUUUUUGUUUUUGGGAAAGAAAUCGGAUUUGUCUUCCCUGAUUUCGGUGGAUUUUUUUGGCCCGGAGGAAUGGCUACUUCCAAUACCAGCAACGUCUACAUCCACGUCAUCGAGGACGUCAUCAAUAAGGUCCGAGAUGAGUUCACCAGCAAUGGCUGCGAUAGCGUCCUCGACCAGCUCCAAGGAUUAUGGGAGGCGAAGAUGAUUGAAGCUGAGGCUGUAUUGGGCCCGAUUGAAAGGAACUCAGCUCAGAAAACCGCACCUGGGGGUGGAAUGGCAGCUGUGCAUGACCUGAAUGUACCUUAUGAGGGAAACGAGGAGUAUGAAACUCCUACCGCUGAUAUACUUUUUCCUCCUACUCCAUUACCGACACCCAUGCCGGGAUCAGCUCAGACGCCGCUACCUGGAACAUCACACACUCCAACGACGGAUUUAAUUUUUCCUCCGACUCCUUUACCGAACAUGGCCCCUACACCAUUGCCAGGAACAGCUCAAACCCCUCUCCCUGGAACUGCUCAGACACCACUGGGAACAACAGAAAAUUCUAUGUAUAACAUUCCUACUGGUGGAAAUCCAUUCACUCCCGAUGAAUAUUCUAGUGCAAAUGAGAAUGAUGUCGUUGAUGUGAAACCCGCUAUGGGGAGGCCUAGCCGUUUCAUGCAACCACCCUCAACUUGGAUGAACCAAAGGCCUCCUCUUGAUGUUAAUGUUGCUUAUGAAGAAGGGCGCGAAGAGGGUGAACGUGCAACAUCACAGCAACCCUUGACACAGACGCAGGAUUUUUUCAUGAUGCCUUCUGGGAAGAGAAAAAGGGAUUUUGCUUCACAGUAUCAAUCUGGCGGUUACAUACCGCAGCAAGAUGGUGCUUCAGAUGCAUUAUAUUAUGAUUCAAAGAGUGAUCAGUGUAGCCCAAUCCAACACGAGUUUGUUACUGCUGGCCAGGAGAUAGUGAUAGAGGGGUCAAGUUCUUCACGAAUCCCUCAGCUGGAUGGUCCCAUUCCUGAUCCUUAUGAUGAAAUGCUUGCAACACCUAAUAUCUAUAAUUAUCAAGGAGGCAUCAAUGAUGACUACAAUAUAGCAAAUACACCCGGACCAGACAUGCAAGCACCUACUCCUGCUCCGAUUUUUCAAAAUGACCUGGAUGACGAUGAUGAAGACCCCUUGAAUGAAAAUGAUGACGAUGAGUUGGAUGAUGUGGACCAAGGAGAGGAUCUCAACACAUCUCAUCUAGUUUUGGCUCAGUUUGAUAAGGUUACGCGCACUAAGAGCCGGUGGAAGUGCACUUUGAAAGACGGUAUAAUGCAUAUAAACAACAAAGAUAUACUCUUUAACAAGGCAAUGGGAGAGUUCGACUUUUGAUUCCGCUUGUGAAAGAGUUUUUCUUGCGAAACGAGCACAACGUUUGGGGUGAAAAUCAAGAAUGCUUAUUAUUAGGGGGUAGUAUUAUUGUAAUUGCUCGAUUUUUAUUAAGCGUUAGAGACCAUCGAGUUAUGUUGUUUGUGGGAAUCAGUUGGGACUUUGUUUAGUUGAUGUACAUAAAGGGAGAGACUUUUUGCCACAAUUUACAACCAACUCAUUCAUCUCUAGACUAAAUGUUGUCUCUAAAAUUCCGCAGACUUUUACUGGGAAAACAAAUAGACCCCCUUUUA